Oxyura jamaicensis (ruddy duck) is the source of this 7402-nucleotide messenger RNA. It is a transcript of the gene TTBK2, whose product is annotated as tau tubulin kinase 2. Bases 422 to 4420 code for a protein of 1332 amino acids. Lineage: Eukaryota; Metazoa; Chordata; Aves; Anseriformes; Anatidae. Gene Ontology annotation, biological process: signal transduction; cilium assembly; peptidyl-serine phosphorylation. The record is from RefSeq and is a predicted model, not a curated record. Gene Ontology annotation, cellular component: nucleus; cytoplasm; ciliary basal body. Gene Ontology annotation, molecular function: protein serine/threonine kinase activity; ATP binding. The transcript has 16 exons.
CGGCGGUGACGCGGGCGGGCUGCGAGCGGCGGCGCCGCGGGGAUGGCGGUGGCGAGGGGGUUAACGUGGGGGGGGGGCCGCGGCCGCUCCGUAGCCCCCUGAGAGCCCCCCGCUCGGCGCCGAGCCCUCAGCCCUCCCCGCGGGCGGGCGGGCCGGCUCCGUCCCGGCCCCGCAGUCGCCAUAGAGACCGCGCCGCACGCCAUGGGGCGGAGGCUGGCCCGGGGGCCGCUGUAGCGCUGCCGUCCCCCCACCCCCGGCGCCUCGCAGCCCUUCCCGGGGGCCGCCGGGCUCCCCAGGGACCCGCCACCGCCUGCCUCGGCGCCGUUCCAGGCAGUGGUUAAAUGGAAGCCACUCCUGGGAUCUGGAUGGUUUUUGCUGACCCAGACUUCGCAUAGCAGUUCGCGCGCAUCAGGAGGUUGCAAUGAGUGGAGGAGGGGAGCAGCCUGACAUCCUCAGUGUGGGAAUCUUGGUCAAAGAAAGAUGGAAGGUGUUAAGGAAAAUAGGAGGUGGAGGAUUCGGAGAAAUUUACGAUGCGCUGGACUUGCUUACUCGGGAAAAUGUUGCAUUGAAGGUCGAGUCAGCUCAGCAGCCAAAGCAAGUACUGAAAAUGGAAGUAGCUGUGUUGAAGAAAUUGCAAGGAAAAGAUCAUGUCUGUAGAUUCAUUGGAUGUGGAAGGAAUGACAGAUUUAACUAUGUGGUCAUGCAGUUGCAGGGUCGGAAUUUGGCAGACCUGCGUCGGAGCCAGUCUCGAGGAACGUUCACGAUAAGUACCACUCUGCGCCUUGGGAAGCAGAUUUUGGAAUCUAUUGAAAGUAUUCACUCUGUGGGAUUCCUGCACAGGGACAUAAAGCCGUCUAACUUCGCUAUGGGACGUUUUCCUAGCACCUGUAGGAAGUGUUAUAUGCUGGAUUUUGGCUUGGCACGGCAAUUUACCAACUCAUGUGGGGAUGUCAGACCACCACGAGCUGUCGCUGGUUUUCGAGGAACAGUACGAUACGCAUCAAUCAAUGCUCAUAGGAACAGAGAAAUGGGCCGGCAUGAUGACCUCUGGUCCCUGUUUUACAUGUUGGUGGAGUUUGUGGUUGGGCAACUGCCUUGGAGAAAAAUAAAAGAUAAGGAGCAAGUGGGCUCCAUUAAAGAGAGAUAUGAGCACAGACUUAUGUUGAAACAUCUUCCUCAAGAAUUCAACGUCUUUCUGGACCACAUUUCUAAUUUAGAUUACUUUACAAAACCUGAUUACCAGCUUCUUAUGUCUGUGUUUGACAACAGUAUGAAAACAUUUGGGGUUAUUGAAAGUGACCCUUUUGACUGGGAGAAGAGUGGAACUGAUGGUUCUCUGACAACAACAACAACUUCAACCACACCUCAGUUACACACUCGUCUUACUCCAGCUGCAAUUGGAAUUGCCAAUGCCACUCCUAUCCCAGGAGACUUGCUGCGAGAAAACACAGAUGAAGUGUUCCCUGAUGAACAACUUAGUGAUGGAGAGAAUGGUAUUCCGGUUGGUGUCUCACCAGAGAAAAUACCAGGAUCCCCUGGCCAUCAACGUCCUCAGGAAAAAGAUGUUUGGGAAGAAAUGGAUGCAAACAGAAACAAAAUAAAACUGGGGAUUAAUAAGGCUGCCACAGAGGAAGAAAACAGCCAUGGACCAGUGAAUGGAAUGCUUAAUGCUCCAAGUCUCGGUUCUCCAAUUCGUGUCCGCUCAGAGACUACCCAGCUAGACAGAGAUGUCCCAUUAGUUCGAAAGUUGCGCUCAAUUCACAGCUUUGAACUGGAGAAGCGUCUGACGUUGGAGUCAAAGCCAGACACUGAUAAAUUUCUUGAGACCUGUUUGGAGAAGAUGCAGAAAGGCUUGAAUGCUGCGCCAGAGACUGUGGUUGCUGCUGUUCCCCCUCUUUCUCAGAAAACACCCAAUCCUGCUCCUGUGACUGCACGCAUGGACCAUGUUUGGCACUAUGAUGAAGAAUAUCUUCCAGAUGCUUCAAAGCCUGUGUCAGCUAGUUCUCCAGAACAGGCUGAUGGUGUUGUUAGCAGUGGAUUUGUAGCUGUCAACUUAAGCUCCUGCAGGCAGGAGGUUGAUUCUAAAGAGUGGGUGAUAAUAGAUAAGGAACGGGACUUGCAGGAUUUCAGGACAAAUGAAGCUUUAGGGCACAAAACAACUGGAAGUCCCUCAGAUGAAGAGCCAGAGGUACUACAAGUUCUAGAGGAUUCCCCUCCAGAAGAGCAGCCCAGACAGGGUGGUUGGGCAGGAAACAGUGUCCAUGCCAAGAACCAAACCUCAGGGGUGGAGUUUGUUCUAGCCAUGGAGUGUCAUCCUGCCGCUUCCGAACAGCUUACAGAUAAACUGGAACUUCUGACUGGAGCUGCUGGACAACUUCUUGCAGCCACCCCUACAAGUCCUAUGGAAGCUCAAGCAGAAGGAGCACUCACUCCGCUCAACUCAUCUCACAUGCUGCAUUUCUCCACUCCAAGAAUUUCAAGUCCCAUCCUCCGCACCAUGAGCCCUAUAGCCUAUCUAUCCAUCCACUCGGACCCUCUGAAAGAGGCUGGUUUACCAAGGAGUCAAUCAGCUGAGAGCCACUCCUCUUCCUCACGCUCAACUGGUCGUAGGCAGCUUCCUGUCAUUCCCUGUGGCAACAAGUUUCCCCCUGUCAUUCGCAUCUCAAAAGCACAACUUCAGCAGGUAACAAUACCCAGGCCCUCGGUGGCAUCCACACAGUCUGCUUCAGAGAGUUUUCAGUAUGGCCACCAGCUAGAGAAAAGAGAACAUGAUGUGCAAUCUAUGGAACACACAGUGGAACUCCCGUCUCCAAAAGAAGGCUUGCCAGGUUUGGUUGUGACAGAUGAUGCACUUCCAGGUAGUACCAGCACACCAGACUUGGUACUUCAUAUCAGCCAAGAAGAGCUUGAAAGGGAAGGACAUGUCAAAGAAUAUGUCAAUGUCCCGGACAGUGGCCAAAAGGACCUACCAGAACAACAUAGCGGGAGACAGGAAGAGAAAGAACUUGAAAAUCUUCCUGUAGAGACUGAGGAAGAACAGCUCCCAGUAGUUUCUGAGGACGUCAUUGAAAUGCAAAGCAAAGAACAGAAUUCUUUGCCACGAAAUUCAAAAUCUGCAGAGGAAGAACUUCUUACUAAUACUGAAGCUGCUGAAGAAUCAAAGCCAAGGCCUGUCUGCUUGGUGCCAAAUCAAGAUGAAGUUCUGAAGUCAAUAACACCUGAAACACCAGAAUUUUCACCCUCAAGACUUAUCAACUCACAUAGUAAUAGACAGGCAAGCAAAAUAGCACCAGUUCAGGAAAAUGGUUUUCAUUCUAAUGAGGAAGAAGUCCAUAUCCAAGACUUGCAAUGCCACCAAGUGGCCCUUACUACUUUUUUGCACCAGGAGGACAAGAAAGAGAAAAAUACUCCCAGAAAUGGAGAGUUAUUCCACUGCAUUUCAACGAAUGAGAAUUCUCAUCGAUCUAAGAAGGACUUGGUUAAACCUCCUUUUGUAUUCAGGCAGAGCCGAAUCCCAGUUUUAGCACAAGAGAUAGACUCAACAUCAGAUUCCUCUUCUCCUGUUUCAGCAAAGGAAAAGCUUCUGCUAAAAAAGGCCCAUCAGACAGACUUGGUCAGACUGCUUGUGGAAAAGAGACAGCUCAAAUCUUUCCUUGGUGACCUCUCAAGUGCCUCUGAUAAGUCACUGGAGGAAAAAAUGGCUGCUGCUCCAGUACCAUUUUCUGAGGAUGAUGUAUUAUCCUCGUUUUCUAAAUUGACACUGGACUCUCAUUUCAGCAAGCAGAUGGAAGACAGUUCUUUAUCUCCAAGUAGCCCUCAGUCUAGAAAAAGCAAGAUACCCAGACCAGUGUCCUGGACUACCACUGAUCAAGUCACCAGUUCAAGUUCAGCUCAGUUCUUUCCUCGGCCACCACCAGGAAAACCGCCUACUAGGCCUGGGGUAGAAGCUAGGUUACGCAGAUACAGAGUCCUAGGGAGUAGCAGCUCGGACUCAGAUCUUAUCUCUCGUCUGGCUCAAAUCCUACAGAAUGGAUCUCAAAGACCAAGGAGUUCUACCCAGUGUAAGAGUCCAGGAUCUCCACAUAGUCCAAAAACACCACCCAAAAGCCCUGUCAUCCCCCGACGCAGUCCCAGUGCCUCCCCAAGGAGCUCUUCCUUACCCCGUACUGCCAGUUCUUCUCCAUCACGUGCUGGGAGAACCCAUCAUGAUCAGAGGAGUUCCUCCCCACAUCUUGGGAGGAGUAAAUCACCUCCUAGCCAUUCAGGAUCCUCAUCUUCUAGGAGAUCCUGCCAACAAGAGUACUGCUACAGCAAACCAAGCAAGAAUGGUCUGAAAGGAUCUGGUAGUUCCUUCCACCAUUCUCCAAACACUAAGACUCCCAUAGGAAAAAGCAAAUCAGCCACUAAGCUUAGCAGAUAGGAACUGGGCCUUGACAGGUAUAAAGCCGCCUCCUAAGUCUGAUGCAUGUUGUGUCUGUGUACUGUGUAUUUAAAAAAUAAUCAAAAAAAGUGUAUAAAAAAAACAGUGUUGAAUCUGCGCUUUUUAAAGAACGUAAGCAUCAUAAACUAUUCAUGAGAAAGCAUACUGUGUAAAUGAGUGGCCAGGCAUUGCCUAGGAGCAGGCAGCAAGCAGAUCUAGGAGAGGGGAGGUAGAGGCCAGAAAAAGAAUGACUAGGUAGUCAAAGAGGUGCAAUGUAUUUAAAGUCAAAAAUAUCUCCAAGAUGAGUGUUUUUAAAAGGGUAUUUAUUUCUAUGUUUUCAGUUUACCUAGCUUAGAAGAUUAGGCCUAAUCAUUUAGGGCCUGUCUCAAGAAGUAUGUAAGAAAAAGUGAAAACAAUUAUUCUGAAAAUCAUGUCACCACUUGGGAGAUAAGUACUGCUCAGACAUGUCUCUGUCGUUUUAAAAAAGCACACUGUUCAGAGGACAAUGAUAUAUUUACCAUAUGAGUCUCUUCGAUUUUGAGUUGUACACACCUGAGUCACUCAGUACUCAUCUUGUCCCCUGUCUACCAUAGCACAGAUUUGCUUACCUAAAGAAGUAUUGUGUAACUUGCCCCUUCUUGAUUCUGAUGACAUUUAAUAAUGAAUAUUAAUGGUUGCCAAGAUGUUUUUGUAGUGGUAUUCUGUAGAGAUUUGUUUAGUACUAAUUAGAAUUCAAGAAGAAUUCUUGGUUCCAUUUUGUAUACUUCUUCAGGAGACAUAGGGGGUUCUUGAAACCUCAGUAUGUGGAAUAGAAAACCAUUCUCGUCUAGGAGAUGAGAGAAAGAUGUGUGCAGUUCACCGAAUGUCACAGAUUUACAAUAAAUUGCAAUUAAUGUUAGAAAAGUUAGAAAACAGGAGUACCUGUUUUCCUUAACGGAACUGUAAAAAGAAUCCUUGUUACUAUUGGCUUUUUAUUUAUUUAUUUUUAUUUUUUUUUCCCCCAUUGGUUAUGGAUCACUGAAAUCACUGAUCUUACAUUGAGGAAACAAUUACCAACCAAGAUUUUUUUUUUCAUGCUCAUUCUUUUUGUGAAAACAUGGAAGGUGAACACCUUGGUAGCUUCUAGCUGACAGUAAUACACUGAACAACCUGAGCAAAGUCUUUGUAAGAGUAUUAAUCAGCAGAGCAAAAUAUACAGAAAGCAAUCAUAUUUUUGAUAUUGGAUUCUUGUCAUUCUUUUGCCCAAAUGGUUCUUUAUAGCCAAGCUUUGUUGUCUGCCAGUGAAGUCCAUUGUGUCUAAUUCCUCCUGCUUUUUUUAGUAGUUACUUAAUAAUCUCUUGUGGUCUACUGGAUCUCUGUAAAAAACAUAACGGUUCAGCACCUUUUGCUAUAUUCAAAAGAGAAUAGUGGGUUAGAACAGUAACACACAAGAAUGCAAGCUUAAAUAAGGUGCAGCCAGCUCUCCCUGGUUAUACCUGUUGUGGGGAUGCGGGAUGUGCAGAAGACUUGUCAGUUGCUGAUCUGCUUGUUGUAGUCAUAUACCUCUCCAGCCAGCAUCUGUGCUUUUUUAUUUAACCUCUGCCAAAUUAAUACAUUUGGAUUAAAAGGGAAUAUUUUGUCUCUGAGUUAACACAUUCUAAUGCUGCAUUAAAGCUGCCCUGGAGCUGCACUGAAUUUCACUUGCUCUGUCAAACUAUGUUGAUUUUUUUUUCUUACAAUGAAUAUGUGUAUUGUUCCCCAUAUGUAAUGUAGCACAGUGUGGAACCUUAAUUCAAUUCAGGUUUCAAGCACUACAGAUGAAUGCAAUAGGUAGGGUAUACCUGCUUUUUCUGAAGAAACUGUACCAUUGGAAAGUCUUACUCCUUUGUAUUAUAUUGUAUAAUAGGUACUAUAACAAUAAUUGCAUGUCCUCAUGAUAAAUUAUAUAAAUAUUUAUAUAUACAUAUAUGUAUAUGCUUAUAUAAACUCACUCUCAUUUUUCAUUUGUAAUUUAUGGACCACAAAUAAUACAGUUCCCUUUCUGUUAGUUCCUGAAUACUCCUGGCGUUGCAUCUCCUAUCUCCCCCCAAAAAAUUCUGGAAUGCACAAAAUAUAGCCUUUAUACCUUGGUACAAGAUUGAAGGACUGCUGAUUUCUCAACCAGCCGAUGUUUUGUCUUGCAGCUUUCUUUCUUGCUUUAGAAUUGUGAGUACAUUUGCAUAUGAACAAGAACAGAGACUCAGAGGUAUUUUUAUUUUUUAUUACAAAUAGGGCUUAUUGAUUACUUGUUUUUAUUUUAUAACGUGAGUUCUUAAUUGUUAUGAAUGCUCAUGAUAUAGGAGCAGUAACAGUCAAUGAAUACCUAGUAGAUGAAUGUGACAGUAACAAAUUCCAACUUUCUUUCCUGUUUUCCUCAUAUGUUUCAUUAUGGUAUACCAAAAGAAAAAAAAAGUAUAAGAGCAUAUAGUCCCAUUGGUACUAUUUCUGCCUUGGACACUGCUGGAAUUAUUUGUUAAGGUGGUGUGGCACCUUAUAAUUAUUUUUCAUCCUCCCUUUUUUUUUUUUUUUUCAAUUUUAAGGGUCUUUUGAGCUCAUUCCUACAUUAAUAUGGUUGGUCAGUUUUAGUAGAUACCUACUUUAUGCACCCUCUCUUGAAAUGCUGAAGUUGUGGUGUUUGUAUUUUCUCUGCAGUGUAGCAGGAUCCAGAAACAGGUAAUUGUUUUACAGGUGAGAAGGAAUAUAGCACCUAAGGUUUUUUUGUGCUCUCUUCAAAAAUAUAGACUUAUCCAUUGUUGCACUUUACUAUAUAUGGCAGGGGGGUUGGACGAGUUAGUCUUUAAAGGUCCCUUCCAACCCAAAACAUUCUGCAUAAAAUAAAUCAAUGUGGUAGAAAAUCACCUGUACUUGAACUACUUGCCAAUUUAAAAAUAGUAAACUAUGCCAAAAUAGAGAAAGAUAUCAGUCAUGAUUAAUGUCCCAGACUUCUUUCAGUGCAAUAAGAGG